This is a messenger RNA of Cheilinus undulatus (humphead wrasse), 1662 nucleotides long. RefSeq names its product integral membrane protein 2B-like. The transcript has 7 exons. Gene Ontology annotation, biological process: negative regulation of amyloid precursor protein biosynthetic process. Gene Ontology annotation, cellular component: Golgi apparatus; extracellular exosome; plasma membrane. Gene Ontology annotation, molecular function: amyloid-beta binding. Bases 143 to 979 code for a protein of 278 amino acids. NCBI's taxonomy places the organism in Eukaryota, Metazoa, Chordata, Actinopteri, Labriformes, Labridae. The record is from RefSeq and is a predicted model, not a curated record.
CCUCCGCUAUUAUCACAACACAGAUCAGACUCGGCUGAGGAAAAGUGCGUUCACUUUACUUCGGAGCAAAUUCUAUCUGUUCGUGUUUUAAACGUUUUCAUCGCGUUUUUUUCGUUAUAAAGUUUAUCGUCGUUUGUUCAGAAUGGUUAAAGUUUCUUUUAACUCCGCGUUGGGACAGAAAGAUGUGAAAAAGGACGCCGAAACUCUUAUUCCCGAGGAGGACAAAGAUGCAGAGGCAGCCCUCGUGGUGCGUCAUCAGUCCCGGGCCUGGUGUUGGUGCAUGUGUCUGGGAGUGGCCCUCAUGCUGUCUGGAGUGGUGGUGGGAGGAGCUUACCUGUACCAUAACAUGAUGGAGGUGAGCAGGCAGCACCAACGGUGGUGGGACAUUUCCUCCGACAGCAGUGAGCAGGAGGGCGAAGUGUAUUUCUGCGGGGUGAACUACCGUGAGGAGGACUACAUGAUCCGAGAGGACGAGGAGGUGGAGGUGGAGCUGCCGAACCAGUACCAGCUGCGUCAGCUGGAGGAGAGGAUAAGGGUGCUGGAGAGGGAGCAGGUGGAGCUCAUUAAUGUCCCAGUACCAGAGUUUGAUGACGGAGACCCCGCAGACAUCGUCCACGACUUCCAGAGGAGGUUGACUGCCUACCUGGACCUGAGUCUGAACAAAUGCUAUGUCAUCCCACUCAACACCUCCAUCGUCAUGCCACCAAGAGACUUCCUGGAGCUGCUUAUCAAUGUUAAGGCUGGCACCUACCUGCCUCAGUCGUACCUGAUCCAUGAGGAGAUGAUCGUGACCGAGCGUCUGGAGCAUGUUGACCAGCUCGGAUAUUUCAUCUACAACCUCUGCAAUGGCAAAGACACCUACAAGCUGCAACGCAGAGACAGGAUUCUGGGCAUGCAGAAGCGUGAAGCUCUGAACUGCCACAAGAUUCGUCACUUUGAGAGCAAGGCGGUGGUGGAGACGCUGAUCUGUGAGCCUUAAGAGGCCUGGACGACUCCCAGCUGCUCUUACGGUCACGGCGUGCAGUGAGAUUUGUGUUGUUAACCCUCAGCUGUCUCUCUUUUUCUAUCUUUACUUCAGGUAGUCGAGUGUGUGAGAGGAGUGAAAUGUGAAGCUGUUUGAAUUUUCAGUGAUUGUUAAAAAUAAAAGAGAAAAGUCGUGUAUUUUUUCACUUUUCUGUACGGGGAUCUCUUUGGAAACUUUCAGACAAUAACUAGCUUAAAGUAGGCAUAAAAUCAGUAAAUUAUUUUAAUCAAAAAUGACAAAUAUAGCAUGAAAGUUUAUUUUAAUAGAUGAUGAUAAAUUUAGUUUGUUUUUCUCUGAGUGGAGCAGAAAGGGUAGCAUUUGUAACAGCUCAGUCCAGGGAGCCUUUUUUGUAUUUUUGUCUGCUGUAGUUAUUAAAACACUGCAUCUGUUUAUUCUUAACUGGAAAAUGAUCUUUAUAUGCACCAGUGUGGAUGUCUGCUUCUCUUGUUUAGCUUUAAGAAAAUAAUCGCCAGCACAGAGAGGGUCAAGCAGUUUGGUUUCAGUCUUUUUCACCAAGGUUGUUGAUCUUUUUUUGAAUGUGUAAUUUUUUGGAUAACUCUUCUUGUACUAAUUUGUGUAUAUAAUCUCUUUAAAGAUAUGACCAGACCAACACAAUAAACAAAACAAUAAAAAACUAA